UGUGGGUUGUUAACACAGCACCGACUCUUUAGGAGAGUCAAAUCAAUUCACUCUCCAAAUUUAUUAUUCCGUCGGUUAUCAGUAGUCACCUGUGCAUGUGUGUUUCAUUAGUGCUUUAAUGUGGGGGAAAUAAAGUGUUUUUCUUGCUCACUUUACUUGCUCAAAACUGUAUAAAAGCCAGUUUUCUGAAGGCAACCCACCAGGGUAAGUAACACUUCUCACUGUCUGUUUUAAAGAUAUCUCAAUUUAAAGGUAAGGAAACAUACAGAAAAAUUCAUGUAGUUGUUCAGGUACUUGGUUUAAACUAUAUUAAAUGUUUACUGUUCCUCUUGGUUUUGUGUAAAGCAAUAGAUUAUCCUUGACAAGCUCUCAUCUAAUUGAAAAAUCUGUAUUUUUGCUUCAAGAUCAUCAUGAAGGUGCUGUUUGAAGUUUUGGUUGUGUGUCUGUUUACUGGAGCGCUGCAUGUUGCAGGGGCAAACACUCAACCUGAAGAGAUGGGUCUCAGUGAAGACGAGCGGCACGUGGCGAGAAGGUACGCUGAGUCGGCCAUCGCCAGCGAAAUCAGCAAAAUCAUGGAUUCAAUGGUGCAGAAAAACUUUGUGGAUUUCUUGCUCACUCAAAGGCAGAAAAAAAGCGAGUUGGCCACUGCGGAGGAAGAUCCAGAGCAGCGCCUGCACAACGAGCUGCUGAAGCUCAGUCAGCGUGAGACGCAGAAGAGAAACAUCUAGGAUCCAAAAAGGUGCAGAGGCACUGUGGAAAAUCAUCAUCAUCAUCUUCUGAUCUUUCCUUUUGACAUUUUAAAAGUUUGGAUAAAGUGUAGUGUGUGAUUUUCUGUGUAGUGUAAAGCCACCUUGUAUAAGACAAAUC
This is a messenger RNA of Micropterus dolomieu (smallmouth bass), 867 nucleotides long. RefSeq names its product gastric inhibitory polypeptide (gene gip). The record is from RefSeq and is a predicted model, not a curated record. Gene Ontology annotation, cellular component: extracellular region. The transcript has 4 exons. Lineage: Eukaryota; Metazoa; Chordata; Actinopteri; Centrarchiformes; Centrarchidae. Gene Ontology annotation, molecular function: hormone activity; glucagon receptor binding. Gene Ontology annotation, biological process: response to starvation; response to glucose; regulation of insulin secretion. The coding region runs from base 411 to 728 and encodes 105 amino acids.